CUUACGAAUCGGAUGACGCUAUAUGUACCCCGCAUUCUGUUGUAUGACGAAAUAACAGCUUUUUAUCCCCUCGCUUUCUCUUCAUUGAUGUAAAGUGUACUUGCAUAUUAUCAAAGAAAACGUUAAAGACUGCAUAGACAAGAUCGACGAAAUGCCACCUCCAUUUCCCGCUGCAGGAUACUCGGAGGAUAUCAUCCGACGAGUCCGGGUGGUCUUCAAUGGAAAGUAUGUUGCUGAUGCGAAAAAACCGAAGCUCGUAUGGGAACGCCCUUACUAUCCGAUCUAUUACUUCUCUCAGUCGGACGUUGUCAAGGACAAAUAUCUCGCCAAUGAAACGAAAACUGAUCAGCCAGGCGUCCUACUCUACGAUUUAGUUGUUGGGGACCGAACAUCGCCAUCUGCCGUAACGGUUUUUACGUCUGGAGACUUCGAAGGCUAUGCCAAAAUUGGAAUCGACAAGGCCGACGCAUGGUUUGAAGAAGACGAACGUGUAUACUCACACCCAAAGGACCCAUACAAACGAAUACAAAUCUUGCAGUCUUCGAAGCACGUUCGUGUUGAGAUCGAUGGUGUCGAGGUAGCAAAUACCACCCACCCGAAGCUUUUGUACGAAACAGGUCUACCCAUAAGGAAGUAUAUCCCGCAUACAGAUGUUAGAUUGGACCUGUUGAAGCCGGAUGAAAAGCUGAAGACUAGCUGCCCCUAUAAGGGUGACGCGGAUUACUAUGUGGUAGAAUUGCCCAAUGGGCAGGAGAAAACUGGUCUUGCGUGGUGGUACAAGAAUCCGACGGCCGAAAGUGUCGAAAUUAAAGGGUACAUAGCGUUUUAUGAUGAAAAGGUCGAUAUUUGGGUGGAUGGUGUCAAGGAAGAAAAACCAGUUUCACCAUUUACCUAACAACUUUCCUACCAGCAUCUCGCAGACACUAAAAUGAGUGAUAUUCGACAAGGGAAUGACUUGUAUCACUGUAAACUUUUGUAUUUGAUGUGAAAAAUGAAUUUGAGGAAUUGAAAUAUGUAGUGUUGCGAUAUAAGACGGAAAGGCCCGCUUUUUAGGAAUUUAUUAAAUGAAAUAAUCUAUCAAAUGGAGAAUUGAAAGUACG
Messenger RNA from Talaromyces proteolyticus, 1100 nucleotides. RefSeq lists its product as uncharacterized. The record is from RefSeq and is a predicted model, not a curated record. NCBI's taxonomy places the organism in Eukaryota, Fungi, Ascomycota, Eurotiomycetes, Eurotiales, Trichocomaceae. The transcript has 3 exons. The coding region runs from base 152 to 895 and encodes 247 amino acids.